Messenger RNA from Musa acuminata AAA Group (dessert banana), 1306 nucleotides. RefSeq names its product GDSL esterase/lipase At5g55050-like. The record is from RefSeq and is a predicted model, not a curated record. Lineage: Eukaryota; Viridiplantae; Streptophyta; Magnoliopsida; Zingiberales; Musaceae. Gene Ontology annotation, molecular function: hydrolase activity, acting on ester bonds. The transcript has 5 exons. Bases 82 to 1164 code for a protein of 360 amino acids.
CCAACUUCUGAGCUAAAUGGCAAUCGACACCAACUCUCCAUUCUCCACCCUCGGCGUAGUAGAGAAGAGCAGAGAUUCGAGAUGAAGCUCGCCGUUCCUCUUCUCCUCCUUGCUGUCAUCUCUGCUGCCUUGUCCGCGGUCUCGGCCGCGCUGCCGAAGGUCCCCGCCGUCUACGUCUUCGGCGACUCCACCGCCGACGUCGGCAACAACAACUACCUGCCGGGGAAGGAUGCCAAGGCGGACUUCCCCCACUACGGCGUCGACUUCCCGCUCCAGACUCCCACCGGACGGUUCAGCAAUGGCUACAACACCAUUGAUUUCUUAGCAAUUCAUAUGGGGUUCAAAAGAAGCCCACCGCCGUAUCUCGCUGUGGUGAACAAAACCCACCCGCUCAUCCUAAGAGGCCUGCGAGGUGUGAGCUUUGCCUCCGGCGGAUCCGGAAUCCUCGACUCCACUGGCACCACCAUAACCAUGACAAAGCAGAUCCAAGACUUCGCUGCACACGAAUCCAACAUCGCCUCGCGAGUCACCGUGGCAGUAGCCAAGGGACUGCUGUCCAAGUCCGUCUUCCUCAUCAGCUCCGGCGGCAACGACGUCUUCGCCUUCUUCUUCGCCACGGGCGGCAACGCGACCGCCGACCAGACCGAGCAGUUCUACAACGUCAUGAUCACCAACUACACCACACAUCUCAAGGCGCUGUACGAUCUGGGAGCGAGGAAGUUCGCGCUCAUCAACGUGCCGCCGGUCGGGUGCUGCCCCAUUUCGCGAGUCAGGCAUCCCUUGGGAGCGUGCCUCGAUGGAUUGAACACCUUGACCAAGGGCUUCAACGACAGAGUCAGCGUCCUCGUGAAGAGUCUUAGCUCGGAGAUGGAAGGGAUGAAGUACACGAUCGGGAACUCGUACAACGUCGUCAUGAGCAUAGUUUCUGACCCCGCAGGAGUCGGUUACAAGGACGUGAGCAGUGCUUGCUGUGGGUUGGGGAAACUGGGGGCAGAGGUCAUGUGCUCGCCCAACACCACCUUCUGCACCAACCGCAACGAGCUCCUGUUCUGGGAUAGGAUUCACCCGACACAUGCGACGUCGGAGAAGGCGGGUUUCGCGUUGUACGGUGGGGCAUUGGAGUACGCCAGUCCUAUCAAUCUGAAGCAGCUGGUGGAGAGUUGAAGAAGGGAAUGGCGUUGGUGUUGUUAGCAGAAGCUAGAUGAUGUAAGAGGGAGGAAUAAAUGCUUGCACUUCGUGCUGAGCACGAUGAGAUUGUGGUUUAUGAAUAAGUAGUGAUUCGAAUGGAGGCAUCCUUUCAUUUGCA